Camelina sativa (false flax) is the source of this 1781-nucleotide messenger RNA. The record is from RefSeq and is a predicted model, not a curated record. Lineage: Eukaryota; Viridiplantae; Streptophyta; Magnoliopsida; Brassicales; Brassicaceae.
UUGGCUUCUGAUCCCAUGUUCUUCACCUUCCUUGUUCCUUCUUCUCUCCUUAUUUUAGAUUUUCCUCUCAUGUUGUAAUAUUUUUCAUUCUAUUUGCGUGUACAUAUAUUCAGCUAGGCAGACACUGCGCCGCCGUUAAGACUAUAAAAGAUAAAAACUAUUGUACAAGAAAACAAAGCUUGUUUUGUGUUGUUGGUUUCUUCGAGACUCUGUUCUUUUGUCUUAAAUCAUCUGUUUCCAUUGUUCCAAGAGAACAGUAGCUUUGUCUCUCCAUAUUGGGGUCUUAUCUGAAAUGGGUAAUUGCUUAGGUUCAUCAGCUAAAGUGGAUAGCAACCAUAGCUCCCAUGCUAAUUCCGCUGCUUCAUCCACUAAAGUUUCGAGCAAGACAAGCCGUUCAACGGCACCUUCAGGACUAAGCACAGCUUCUUACAGCACAGAUAGUAGUUUAGGACCAUUACCAGCACUUAGGACAGAAGGAGAGAUACUUUCAUCGCCAAACCUAAAAGCUUUUACUUUUAACGAGCUGAAGAACGCAACUAAGAACUUUCGUCCUGAUAGUGUACUUGGGGAAGGAGGUUUUGGUUGUGUAUUCAAAGGAUGGAUUGAUCAAUCAACUCUCACUGCUUCACGACCUGGUUCUGGAAUCGUUGUUGCUGUUAAGAAGCUUAAGCCUGAAGGCUUUCAAGGUCAUAAAGAGUGGUUGACUGAAGUAAACUAUCUUGGUCAACUUAGUCACCCUAAUCUUGUAUUACUAAUUGGGUAUUGCGCUGAAGGAGAAAACAGGCUUCUUGUAUAUGAGUUCAUGCCCAAAGGAAGCUUGGAGAAUCAUCUUUUUAGACGUGGUGCGCAGCCACUUACAUGGGCGAUAAGGAUGAAAGUAGCAGUAGGUGCAGCUAAAGGGCUAACUUUUCUUCAUGAAGCGAAGUCACAAGUGAUAUACAGAGACUUCAAAGCUGCUAACAUUCUACUCGACUCUGACUUCAAUGCUAAACUUUCGGAUUUCGGUUUGGCGAAAGCAGGUCCAACUGGUGAUAAUACACAUGUGUCAACAAAGGUCAUGGGUACUCAUGGCUAUGCAGCUCCUGAAUACGUCGCCACAGGUAGAUUGACUGCAAAGAGUGAUGUGUACAGCUUCGGGGUUGUACUACUGGAACUAAUAUCAGGACGACGUGCCAUGGACAGUUCAAACGGGGGAAGCGAAUAUAGUCUUGUGGAUUGGGCAACACCGUACCUUGGUGAUAAGAGGAAGCUUUUUCGCAUAAUGGACACGAAACUAGGGGGUCAAUAUCCACAAAAGGGAGCUUUCACAGCUGCUAAUCUCGCGUUGCAGUGCUUAAAUCCCGAUGCAAAGCUCAGGCCGAAAAUGUCAGAGGUUUUAGUCACAUUAGAACAGCUAGAAUCUGUUGCUAAACCUGGAACCAAACACACCCAUAUGGAAUCUCCAAGGUCUCAUCAUGCCUCUCCUGUGCAGAAAUCUCCGGUAAGAUAUUCUCAGGAUCGGCCGCUGCACAACGUAACUCCCAGUGCAUCGCCUUUACCUUCUUACAACAAACCUCCUCGGGUAAGAUGAAAGCACUGAUCGAAGGAAUGCUCUUGCUCAUAAGUUUGUAUGUAUAAUAUAUGUAAAAUGGAGUGGUUGAGAUUCAGGUAUAUCUGUGUAAUUAGAGAGGAGUGAAUGAAUAGAUGUAUACAAAGAUGAAACUAUUUACUCAAACCUUUUUGUGUCUUCAAACAUAUCAGAGUAAACUGAAGCAACAUAUAUGAAAAGGAUGUUAUUAACA